Molecule: messenger RNA, 1178 nt
Organism: Zea mays
Lineage: Eukaryota; Viridiplantae; Streptophyta; Magnoliopsida; Poales; Poaceae
Product: carbonic anhydrase6
Exons: 7
Coding region: 272-880 (202 amino acids)
Biological process (GO): carbon utilization
Molecular function (GO): zinc ion binding; carbonate dehydratase activity
Source: RefSeq, a predicted model, not a curated record
GGGAGAAGAAAAGAGUAGAAGGUGAGCAGCUGCCUUUGCCCCUCCGCCUCCGCCGUUAUAAAAUGGGAGGAGGGAGGGGGGCAGCGAAGCCAUCCAUCCAUCCAUAGAUCCCUCACCUCACUCACUCGUGAAGAACCAGAGAACCCACCCACCCUCCUUCAUCUCCUACAUCCACAUCUAUCCAAGAAGGUCCGUUCUCUCCUCCCCGCUCCCCUCAGCAAUAAUCUCCGCACGGCAACCUCGCUCCUCCGUUUUGGUUUUCCUCUGUGCCAUGGGCGACGCCGUGGAGCACCUCAAGAGCGGGUUCCAGAAGUUCAAGACCGAGGUGUAUGACAAGAAGCCGGAGCUGUUCGAGCCUCUCAAGGCCGGUCAGGCCCCCAAGUACAUGGUGUUCGCCUGCUCCGACUCCCGCGUGUGCCCGUCGGUGACCCUGGGCCUGCAGCCCGGCGAGGCCUUCACCGUGCGCAACAUCGCCGCCAUGGUCCCGGCCUACGACAAGACCAAGUACACCGGCAUCGGGUCCGCCAUCGAGUACGCCGUGUGCGCCCUCAAGGUGGAGGUCCUCGUGGUCAUCGGCCACAGCUGCUGCGGUGGCAUCCGGGCGCUGCUCUCCCUCCAGGACGGUGCACCCGACAACUUCCACUUCGUCGAGAACUGGGUCAAGAUCGGCUUCCCUGCCAAGGUCAAGGUGAAGAAAGAGCACGCCUCCGUGCCCUUCGAUGACCAGUGCUCCAUCCUGGAGAAGGAGGCCGUGAACGUGUCCCUGGAGAACCUCAAGACCUACCCCUUCGUCCAGGAAGGGCUGGCCAAGGGGACCCUCAAGCUGGUCGGCGCCCACUACGACUUCGUGUCCGGGAACUUCCUCGUAUGGGAAACUUAGCCACACCCGCCGCUCAGCGCGCGGCUUCGUCGUCACAACUCCUAUAUCUUCAUAAAUAUAUAUAUCCACUACCUAUAUAUACCUACCGAUAUGUGAAUGCGAGGAGUACUAUUACCUGCAUGUUUUCAGCAGUAUGCAGCUACGUACAUAUAUAUGUACCGGAUCGCCUAACGACGUGAAUGUAAUAAGCAAUAAUAUUUUCUACCGCUUUUUUUUAUUUCUUUCUAACCUCGAGCUUCUAUAUGUAGCAACAACAUUUUCUACGUACAUAUAUAUGUGCCACCCGUAUUCCGACUGA